Messenger RNA from Sphenostylis stenocarpa, 1410 nucleotides. Lineage: Eukaryota; Viridiplantae; Streptophyta; Magnoliopsida; Fabales; Fabaceae. The record is from the annotation of a GenBank genome assembly.
AUGGCCAAUAUGGCAGGUGCCAUUGAGGAUAUGGCAGACAGCGCCAUACAAUGGCAAACAACAGAUGGCAAUCAGUGGAGGGGUCCAGAAAACUUGCUUCGACGGGAAGCUUGCAUAUUGAGAAUGGAGACAGGAGAGUGCUCUGCUUCAACUUCAGCUUCAGCCAACCUGUCCGAUGAAAUUUGGGCCAAUCUUGUUCCGUCAGACCAGAGAUAUUCAGAUGUGGAGAUAAGAUCAGAUGAAAAAGUAAUAUCUUCAGAGAUAUCUGCUGCUUCUAGUGACAAACAUAGCUGGUGCAAAAUAGUAAGGAAUCCUGACCUGUGUUCGGCCACAAUGGAAAACAUGAGUAAAAAUACAAUUCUUGUUGAUGGGGCCAAAGUACAAAGUGAUGACACCAUUGUCAUUAAGGAUGGAAGUCAAAUUAUCCCAGGUCCUGAUAGAGAAGGAUUUGUCAGCUACAAAUUUCAUAUAAUGUCUAGGCCAGAUAUCUCCCAGAGGCAGCUAAAGAUAUGUGUAGAUGCUGAUCAUGCAAAAUGUAGCAUUUGCUUAAACAUAUGGCAUGAUGUUGUUACUGUUGCUCCAUGCCUCCACAAUUUUUGCAAUGGUUGCUUCUCAGAGUGGUUAAGAAGAUCAAAGGAAAGACGAUCAGCUGUACUUUGUCCUCAAUGCAGAGCAGUUGUUCUCUUUGUUGGAAAAAAUCACUUUUUGCGUGUCAUUGCUGAGGAUAUGCUAAGGGCUGAUUCUUCACUAAGACGUUCUCAUGACGAAGUUGCACUUUUAGAUACCUAUGCAUUAGUACGAUCAAACCUUGUCAUUGGAUCUGGAAAGAAGAAUCGAAAGAGGGCCUACACUUCACUGGAUGAUCAAAGUGAUGGCACAGACCAUCAGUGCCCACAGUGUGUUACUGAAGUUGGUGGGUUUAGUUGCAAUCAUGACACUGUUCAUCUCCAAUGUCAAGCAUGUGGAGGAAUGAUGCCUUCCCGCACUGGUUUUGGCAUUCCUCAGUAUUGUUCGGGUUGUGAUAGACCAUUCUGUGGAGCUUACUGGGAUGCUCUAGGAGUAACUGGGAGUGGCACGUACCCUGUUUGCUCCCAGGAUACACUUAGACCUGUCACUUCAGCCACGAUCUUUGCCCUUUUCUUUCAGAUCUCAGAACACCCUAUUUCGAGAAUUCCGUUGGUAGCACAUGAAAAGAAUCUCCAUGAACAGAAUAUAACUGAAAGUUGCAUUAGACAAAUGGGAAGAACAUUGCCGGAUGUGAUAUCCGAGUGGAUAGCAAAGCUGGACAACAGAGAAAUUGAUAGAUCUCGAAUGAUGCUAAAUCAUGCUGAGAUGAUUACUGCUCGGACUUUUCUUUAUCAUGCUUUUGUUUUUGCACUCUACCACCCAUUUCCAAUACCAACCUUCUAA